AUGGGCUCCCGGUUGAUCAGCCAAGCUAAGCUGGACGAAGGUCACACACCCGCGCUUCUGACGUUUAAGAACUGGGCCUCUGGGGAGCCCACCAUCGACUCCCAGUGGAAGAGAAAAUACACCAAAUAUGCUGGUACGCGGAUUACUCUUACCGAACUCGACGCCGUUGUCCUGGAGUUCCUCUCCGAUCUCAUGGCUACCCUGGACGCGCCAAUUCUCAUCCAGCUCGAGAGGGGGAAGUUGGGGAAUCUGAGCCGAGCGGAAACCCAAGAACUGAAAGGGCGCGUGGGAAUGCGAUAG
Messenger RNA from Penicillium riverlandense, 300 nucleotides. RefSeq lists its product as uncharacterized. The record is from RefSeq and is a predicted model, not a curated record. Bases 1 to 300 code for a protein of 99 amino acids. NCBI's taxonomy places the organism in Eukaryota, Fungi, Ascomycota, Eurotiomycetes, Eurotiales, Aspergillaceae. The transcript has a single exon.